Molecule: messenger RNA, 1302 nt
Organism: Lolium perenne
Lineage: Eukaryota; Viridiplantae; Streptophyta; Magnoliopsida; Poales; Poaceae
Source: RefSeq, a predicted model, not a curated record
AUGGAGGCCUUCUACAAGAAGAAGGAAGGGGAAAAGGCGGCGGCGAAGGCGGCGAAGAAGGCGGAUCGCGAGGAGCGGAAGGCGAAGUCGGCGGUGAGGAAGAAGGAGAGGGAGGAGAACGCCGCGAGGAAGGCGGAGGAGAAGAAAAAUAGCACCGUCCCGUCGACGAUCGUCCUCUCCCCCUCCUCCUUCUUCGAGUGGACAUCCACUCCGAAGAAGAAGAAGAAGCAGCCAAGCUCUUCCCCCAGCAAGACCACGCCGGACGCUCCAGCGCCGGCCUCUUCUACACCGCACCCGGAAGCUCUUAUCGUUGAGCCUACGGGAACUACUCCAACACCGCCGCCAAGCCAAGGACCUCCCGCGGCUACUCCCAAACCGCCGCCGGCGGCUCCCAAGAUCACCCAGUUCCUCAAGCCGGGGGCGUCCCGCGGAAAGGCCGUGGACGGCAGCGCAUCAAGCGGCUCGCAGUCUCUAGUGCUGCAUGUCGGGCCUGCCGCUGCUGCGGUCCCAGAAAAACCUUCCGGCCUCCUGGGCCGGAUUGUUGAGCUGAAGCGCGAGGGCAAGGACCUGGGGCAUCUUCUCCCCUAUGCCCAAAAAUGGAACGAUGCGGACAUCUCUGCAUCCACCCGCGGCUUGGGGAAGGACCGCCUUCCAGCGCCAGAUCCUGCUGGGCCCCGGUCCACUGAAGAACACUUCAUGCGCCUCAAGCGUGCCGUGAAGGAGUUUGACAGUGCGUGGUACGACGCCACCAGCAAUGUGGUGAGUACCGCUGAUGCCCGGAAACAGCUCUUUGAGGAGCUCCUCUGGGAGCAUCGAGACCUUGCCGAGGCCCACAGCCACUGCCAAGCUGUUCCGGAAGCUACCAUUGAGACCCUCAAGGCCCAAAUCGCCACUCUCCAAGGCGAAAAGGAGCAGCUCAUCCGGAAGCAUCAGGAGGCCCUGAGCGCCCAGAAAACCAGCUACAAGGAGCUCAAGGAGCAGGCUAUGCAGGCCAGGCUCCAGCAUGAUCAAGAUCUGAAGGACGCCAAGGCCGCAGCCGAGGCCAGGCUAGCGGAGGUCGUGGAGGAUUCCACGAACUCCAACGCGGUGCUGAUGACGGAGCUGGAGGAGGAAAGGAAGGCGCGGAAGGCAGCGGAGCACCAUAUUGAGGUCAUGACCACUGAUCAUAAAGAAUAUGAUCGGCUGGUUAUGCAGAUUGAUGCGCUGGCUCUCCAACACUUCCCGGAUUCCCAGGCACACGCCGUGAAAAAGGUGAUGGAGGAUCGGGUGGCGCGGAAAUUUCCCAACAUGGACGCGCACUAG